GUUAUGUUGUUGCCGUGACCAGUAGAUUAAGAGCUUAUAGAACAAGAAUUUUUGGUCGUUUUCAGACAGAUCACAAACUAGGAAAGCCAAGAGGCAAAUUUCGAUGGAGCUACAUGCGCUGGUGAUUGGUUUACUUGUUCUACAAGGAUCAUUAGAGGGACUCGCCCUACAAUGCCACCAGUGCAAAAAUACGAUUGAUGGCGGAUGCUUCGAGUUCGAAAAAGGCCAUACAAUAUUUCUAAAUGAAUGUGACUCAACUGCAACUGCCUGUGUAACUGAGGUGAAAACAAAAGCCGGUGUUGAAUUUGUUAGACGCGCUUGCAAAACAUCUGCAUGGAAAUGCGAGGGUAAUUGUUAUACAUGCCAUUCCGAUGGUUGCAAUUAUCGCAAUGACGAUUUCCAAGAGGUGACAACGCCCCGCAGACUUAAAGCCACAACUAUGGAACUUAUAACGGGAAAUAUUUAUCCCAUUAUGGGUCUAGGAUUGCUGGUCACUCUCCUGCUUGUCUGGAUCAUUAUAAAGGUAUGUUGCAGUAAUAAGGAUGAUGAAUAUGAAGAUGAAUACUACGAUGAAGACGAUGAGGAUGUCGAAUAUGAUGAGGAGGAAAAGGAGAUGGAGGACUAUGAUGAGGAGAAUGAGGAAGACUAUGAAGAAGACUAUGAUUCUAUUGAAAAGGAGUAUCACGAAUAUGCCCAAGAUGCAGAAGAUUCAUAUAACAAAUUAAAAGGAGAUACUGUUAUACACAUAUAACUGAAGAAUGUCCUUACUUUCGACCCUGUGACUGAACCUUAUAUUCAUGGGCUUAAAAGUCAGGUUUCAUGUGUUAAUAAGAGUGUUUUAUAAUUACCCUGCAUCUCAUCAAAUAUUGGCAUCUCAUUAUUUUCUCCAUUACUUAAAGCUUACCAGUAAUAAGGUGCUGCUUAAGUAAUUGCCUUUAUAUUUAUUCACUACAUUUACAAAAUUGAACCAAAGAAAACCAUCGCCUUUUUUAUAUUUAAGAUAUAUUACGAAUUUAUAUUUAUCAACAAUUUCUUUAAGUUUUUUAUUUAAUUAAAUAAAAAGUAUUUGUGUGGAACCAAAUAUACAAUCAAUAAAUUUUAACAAAA
This is a messenger RNA of Stomoxys calcitrans (stable fly), 1107 nucleotides long. RefSeq lists its product as uncharacterized. NCBI's taxonomy places the organism in Eukaryota, Metazoa, Arthropoda, Insecta, Diptera, Muscidae. Bases 104 to 751 code for a protein of 215 amino acids. The record is from RefSeq and is a predicted model, not a curated record. The transcript is spliced from 3 exons.